Molecule: messenger RNA, 888 nt
Organism: Aspergillus viridinutans
Lineage: Eukaryota; Fungi; Ascomycota; Eurotiomycetes; Eurotiales; Aspergillaceae
Exons: 3
Coding region: 1-888 (295 amino acids)
Source: RefSeq, a predicted model, not a curated record
AUGACUUGCCCAGCCUCACCCACCACCAGUCGCUAUGGCCCCGACCCCGACAACCGCCCUGACCAAAAAGAAUCAUGCAACAUUAUCAGCAACCUAGACUGCGGCUCUGACGGCAACGCUCCCUUUGUUAUCGGCACCGAUGGUGUCCUCCGAACUCUGACACAAGACUGCGACGUGAUCGACGCCAUCGGCCUUCCACCUCGGCUGAUCAAAGCUUUUCUUGAUCGGACUACAUUUGACCAGGGAAUGGAAGACAUGUUUCGCGGAGCAGAUGGAACGAAAGUGCCUCAGGAGCAGUGGUGGAAGCCAGAUCCACCGUUAUUACCGCCACCGAUGACAGCGGAGGAUAAAGCACUGGUUGAGAAAGAUAAUGAGGAGAACAAGGAAAUAAUUCAGGAGAAUAUUAGGAAAAUGGAAAGUGGUGAACUGAAACCGUGCGGCCCACUGUCGGUAUGUACGUCGACCUGGGCCUCUGGGUACGGCGAUGCCAAGCUCGUCUGCAAGAAAAUGCUGGAGAAGGCGAGCGUAGUGCGGCUGGGACAGGUCGCCGGCUCCAGUGUCACUGGCUACUGGAGUCCAGUGGAGCAUCUCGCACUCCUGUUCAAGAGCGCGAAGACCUUGAACAUUCUACCUGAUCUUCCGGGGGAGCUGUCCUGGUUCCCGGUCAACGAGGCGGCUGCCAUUUUUACCGACCUCCUCCUCUGUCCCGACCCGAUGCCCCCCGUCUUACAUGUUGAAAAUCCGAUCCGUCAACUCUGGGCGAACAUGAUCGCUACUCUGACCAAGGAGUUGGACAUUCCUAUGCGAAAUAUUCUUCCCUUUGAGGAGUGGUUGGACCGUAUGCGCAGCUUUGCCGGGACGAAGCGGCGAAUCCCGCGAAACGAGUAG